AAUGACCGUUGACUUACAUUUUUAGGCAUAGCCAUUGAAACUUUGGAAGUCACGAUCUUCUCACCAACCAAAGUUUGCCAUUUAUGUAUGAUUAAUUGCAUAUCCUUCUCUAAAUCACAACACAACCAAAACUUACAUUAAUUUCUUCACUCACCAUGGAUUCCACCUCCAGCGAAGUAGCCAUCGAUCUCUCACCCCUUCUCAAACUCUACAAAGACGGUCACGUCGAGAGACUCAUAGGCUGCGACGUCGUUCCGCCGGGUCACGACCCCGCAACAAACGUUGAAUCCAAAGACAUCGUAAUCUCCAAAGACAACGACGUAUCGGCCAGAAUCUAUAUUCCCAAACUCACCGAUCAGACCCAAAAGCUUCCACUUUUCCUUUACUUCCACGGUGGAGGUUUCUGCAUAGAGACACCGUCUUCAUCCACUUACCACAAAUUCCUCAACUCAAUCGUUUCAAAAGCCAACGUAAUCGGCGUCUCUGUUCAUUACCGAAGAGCCCCAGAGCACCCUGUUCCCAUCGCACACGAAGAUUCAUGGACUUCGUUGAAAUGGGUCGCGUCCCAUUUCAACGGAAACGGCCCCGAAGAGUGGCUCAACCGCCACGUGGAUUUCGGGAAAGUGUUUUUCGGUGGGGACAGUGCCGGAGCGAACAUCGCACACCACAUGGCCAUUCGGGUCGGGUCCCACGGACUUCCUGGUGCAGACCCGAUUCAAGGGUCUGAAUUUCUGUUGGAGCGACCCUGUGCGGGUGUGAACUUUAAAGGAAUGGUUUUGGUGCAUCCUUACUUUUGGGGCGUGGAGCGAGUUGGAUCCGAGGCCCGAAAACCCGAGCAUGUUGCCCUUGUGGAGAAUCUGUGGCGUUUUACAUGCCCGACAACGGUUGGAUCCGACGAUCCGUUGAUGAACCCGGAAAAGGAUCCGAAUCUGGGGAAGCUGGCUUGCGAGAGAGUGAUGGUUUUUGUUGCUGAGAAUGAUUUGCUGAAAGAUAGGGGUUGGUAUUACAAGGAAUUGCUCGAGAAGUGUGGGUGGAACGGUGUUGUGGAGGUUAUAGAGGCAAAGGGAGAGGGACACGUGUUUCAUUUGUUGAAUCCAGAUUGUGACAAUGCUGUUUCCUUGCUCGAUCGAGUUGCUUCCUUUAUCAACCAUAGUUAAGGAUACAGUUAUGAGUUUCUAUGUGAUAUGUCUGUUUGCACUUGUUACUUGUUACUUGUUAGUAACAUCCUUCCUUUACUUGAGGUUAUUUAUGAGAAUCUGCACUUUCUGUUUGAUGUAGCGUAUGUCACUCACACUGACUAUGUAUGUUGAGCAAUUCUAGCAUCUGCUUGAAAAUAUGUUCUAUUGAAAACGCUAUAUACAUGGAACGAAACACUCCAAUUAGACCUUC
Glycine soja is the source of this 1389-nucleotide messenger RNA. RefSeq names its product probable carboxylesterase 12. The record is from RefSeq and is a predicted model, not a curated record. Lineage: Eukaryota; Viridiplantae; Streptophyta; Magnoliopsida; Fabales; Fabaceae. Bases 156 to 1157 code for a protein of 333 amino acids. Gene Ontology annotation, molecular function: hydrolase activity. The transcript has 2 exons.